Peronospora matthiolae is the source of this 651-nucleotide messenger RNA. The record is from the annotation of a GenBank genome assembly. NCBI's taxonomy places the organism in Eukaryota, Oomycota, Peronosporomycetes, Peronosporales, Peronosporaceae.
AUGUACGAAGGGAUUGACAACUUGAAAUCCCUUUACGACCGUGCCGGGAAGACUUUCUCCGGCGGUCCUUCUGCGGUACAGGAUGUGCCGCGUCGUACUGCUCAACCAGACCCAGUACGUCGAUCAUCAGUUGGGAGCGGGGCUCCCAAGUAUCCCAGGACGGGGGAUAGCCGCGCCACCGGACGAGAUAACUCGUCCGACGUCCGUUCACGUCGCGGUGGUUCAACAGCUGCUCAACUAGAUAGCGCUGGCCACCGCGAGAGUCCUCUAAUGGAGGUGGAGGAGGAGGAAAGACGCUCUCCACACGAUCAUGGGGAUCCGUGUGUUCCCGAGAGUUUCUUUGAUUGCGUAACGCAAGGGUUACGCGACGAUCUCGAACAUGAGCGGAAUAGGCGUCUCCAAAUGGCGGACACUGCCUCGAAGCAUCGAGCUGAGUUUUCCUUUGCUCAGCUUGAGAACGAGAGAUCUCUGACAUCUCUUCGUGACGAGCUAAGGGUAGCUCGUGGGAUUGUUGAUCGGUCUCGGGAUGAGGUAGCUGCUCUUCAGACCCUUGUCGAUGGCCACCAUCGGGAGCACAAGGCUCUCUGCGAGAUGCUUGAGCGCAAGGGCGUUCUUCAUCGGAAGAAGCAGCGUACUGAUGGUACGGCUUAA